Molecule: messenger RNA, 557 nt
Organism: Linum trigynum
Lineage: Eukaryota; Viridiplantae; Streptophyta; Magnoliopsida; Malpighiales; Linaceae
Source: the annotation of a GenBank genome assembly
UUAUAUUUUUCUGUCCAAAAACAGAUUGAUAACCGAGCUGCACUUGCUUGUAUUGCUGGUGGGUUCUGAAGAUGGGCGGGCAGUGGGUGAAUGGUUGGUUCGUGAAGACGAUAUCGGGGUACGAAGCUGAAGGGGACUACGUGGAGAUAUCAAGUGAGGAGUACGCGGCUCUGUUCGCCAAUCAUCUGGAAGGUUACGAGAAGGACAGAUUGCAUGGGGAGAGGAAGGUGGAGAUAUGGCUGAAAGAGCAUUGUGGCUUCGUCUACUACGUCAUGGAGCUGGUGAAGAAGGCGGGCGGCGGCACGAUGAUGAUGGUGCCGGCGGCGGAGUGGGGGCCGUCGUUUAUGAGGGCCAAAGGUCUCUCUGCAGGUUCCACUGUUGGGUUUUGCUGGGAUCCUCAAGGUUUCUUGAUUUUUCAUGUCGGCUAUUCUUUUAUUUGAAUGUGGAUUUUCUGUCGUUGGCCGUCCCCGAGGUUGGAAUCGAGGGCGUAGUACUUAGAUGUUAUGAUUUACUGUCGGUUAGUUGUUUACGUGGGACAAUACAGUAUUUUAGAUUGA